This is a messenger RNA of Symbiodinium natans, 723 nucleotides long. NCBI's taxonomy places the organism in Eukaryota, Dinophyceae, Suessiales, Symbiodiniaceae. The record is from the annotation of a GenBank genome assembly.
AUGGUCAGGGACACGUGGACCUCGACGGACGCGCUGCCGCGUGAUUUGGCCCUGGUGGUGGCGGAUGAUGCGCCCGCGGAUGAUGGUGGCUUCUUCACCAAGGUCUUCGCGGCAGCUGCACAGGGAUGCACGGCGGCCCUCGUGGCUGCCAUCCUGUCUGCCAUUUGCGAGCCGUUUGUGAACCGCCUGCUGGUGAAGCGAAUGACCCUGGCGCAGGCCUACGCCGAGGUCAACUUCAACCUCAUUGCCAACUUCUUCCUCACCACCUUCCCCACCAACAUGCUGAAGUUCCCUGUCUUCGAGGUGAUCAACAGGGCCAUGAUGUACACGAGCCUGUCGCCGGGACUGAGCCCGGUGCCCGGCGGCUUCAUCAGCGGCUGGCUGUUCUGCACCAUCAUGCUCCCCGUGUGGAGCUCGGGGCACGGCAGAACACAGUGCCGACGCAUCGUUCCAGUGACGAACUACCGAUUCCGCAAGAGCAUGGGCUGGGAGAUCAAGGCGUCGCUCCUGUACCAAGCCUACGUGCAAGUCCCCACCGUGGCUCGCGACAUCAUCUAUGGCUGGGCUCGUGGACUGGCCAACACUUACCUGCAGGACACCAUCGCCCCUUCGACCUUCACCCACAAGGCCAGGAGAUGCCAGGAGAUGCCAGGAGAUGCCAGGAGAUGCCAGGAGAUGCCAGGAGAUGCCAGGAGAUGCCAGGAGUCCGAUAGGAGUCCGUGA